AUGGUCGAGCAGCAGGCGCAGAAGGCCGUGCUAGCGACCGCGACCAAGCAGGAGCCCUCGAGCAGCGCGAUUGAGUCUCCUGCUCUUGCGAGCGCUGCAGCAAAGGGCACUUGCAGCACAGCGACAGCAGCAGCAGCAGCGACAGUCAAGACGGAGCCUGUGGUUGACGUGAACAUGACGGAGGUCGUGAAGACGGAGCCUGCGAAGACGGAGCCGGUCAAGACGGAGCCUCUGGUCGACGUGAACAAGACGGCAAAGCUCGUGCCGGAGCUUCCGUGCGAGGUGCUGCAGUUUGCGCCACUACUGGUUGGCAAGUACUACAUUCGGGACAAGCACGCGGUCUGGUCGGGGAUGUGGGGCAUGAACGAAGCAGCGUUUGGACCGAACGGUGUCACGAGCACGUUUGAGAUGAAGUCGCAGGACGAUGUAGCGAUUCCCACUUGCACUGGCACUGCCGAUGUUGUGCACCCAGCGAUGGUGAACUCGGCUCUUGCGCGGUCGUCUCAGACGUUUAAUGCUGCUGUGCAUGAAGUGUCGCCGGUGUAUUGGGGCUACGAAACGAAUGCAAAGGUGCGGUCGGCAAUGCCUUUUGACGGCAAGUACAGCGGCUCGUUCCAGAUCCGAGCAAUGAAGGGCAAGCCGCAGACAGUGACCGAACAUGAUGUGGAGAUUCGCUUUGUGCACGACGUAGGGAGCCCGUCGCAGUUUAUCGUGUUUGGCUCGGGAGAGAACCGUUUUGGUCAGUUUACUCUGCACGGGUUCUUGGCGAAGGAAACGAAUGAGCUUCGGCUGUACAAAGUCUACAAGCCGAAGGGUCCUGUGAAGCGAGCACUCCCGCGUCGUGCAAGAUCAGCGCGAGCGGCGACUCCGGCCAAGCGCGAAGCAAAAGCGUUGUCGAUCUCGGCGCCAGGCGUUGCUGCCAUUGUGGCGUCUGUGGACGUCGCCAGCAGCGCGACUCCUUUGGCUGCUCCGACGAUAAUUGCUCCACGCAAGCUCAGCACCCCGAGGUUAGAAUAUGCGUCCCCGUCGUUAAUACUAGGCCGCUCGGAGCGAAAGCGAUCGAUUCCUGCGCAUCUUCGAGAAGACAACGUUCUUGAGUUUGAUCAUGCUCCGGUGAGCAUGAAGAAGUGCUUCAGUGUUCUGAAGGGUUUGAUGUCGAAUCCCAAGUCGGCGCCGUUUAUGGUUCCCGUAGAUCCAGCUGCUUUGGGCAUCCCUGAUUAUUUUCACGUAAUUAAAAACCCGAUGGAUCUUGGAACCAUUCGGAACAACUUGGAGACUGGGUUUUACGAUAGCCCGACUGAAUUUGCAGACCACGUGAGACUGGUAUUCCAGAAUGCGAUGCUAUAUAAUGCGGCACACAGCCAAGUACACAUAUAUGCGAACAAGCUAAUGGAUGACUUUGAACGGCGAUUUAAGGGUCUCAAUGCGAAAGUGUCGAGUAAGAGUAAGUUUCCGGACGUGAAGUUGAAAAAAGACCGGAAGGUAGAUGCAGGUUUCUCGUCGAAAAAGAUACGAGGAGGCAAAGGCACAAAGGGGAACACCAAACGGCGUGGUCAUGAUACCGGGUUGAUCAUGUCUUUGAAGGAAGACAUUGAACGCCUGAAAGCGACGCUGGAGCAGCUGCAACCAGGAAUGGCGAAGGCGGGUUCGUGCAGGCUUCCGAAGACCGCCACAAGACCGUUUAAGAUGGAGGACCUGACAGAGGACGAGUUGAACGAGCCGAUGAGUCAUUUGGACAAGGCCCGAUUGAGUUCCGACAUCAAGUUGCUUCCGCAGGACAAGAUCAAUCGUGUCUUGCAGAUCAUUGCUGAAGCUGUUCCGGUAGCAAAGCUGGCUAACGAGAAUGACGAAGUGGAGUUGGACAUCAACGCGUUUGACACCCGGUGCUUGCGAAUGCUGGAGGGAUAUGUUAGGGAAAACGGGAUUGGUCGCAAGCGGAAGCGUCCUGCAAAGAAGGCCAAGCUAGCGCCGGCUGAGAAGCGACUGAAGUCUGCCGAGGUGGCAGCUUUGAACAUCCAGCAGCGCAAAGAGGAACUUCGGAAUCAAUUGGCUGCGAUCGACGGCAGUGGUACAGGUGCGGGCCGUCCGACACCUGGAGAUAGUGGCGACCGACGCCCAGAUCAAGACGUCGUGAUGGACGUACAUGCGGGCACGGAUGGUGCUAAAAAGGGCGGCAACAGCUCCUCGAGCAGUUCGUCCAGCUCUUCGGAGUCAUCGGACUCGGACAGUGAUAGCGAUAGUGAAUCGGACUCGGACGACGGCGGCGCUCCUCUUGAAAGGUCUCCACCACUCGCAAGUGCCCCGAGUUUGUCGCAGCUCGAUCCUUCCGCUUCGGUCCAUGCAGUGGACGCUGCAAAGAAGAUUCGGGAUGAGCAGCUUGCGAGCUCAGAGCCCCUCCGUGUCGAAAACCGUGGGGCUUGGAGUAUGCUGGCUAAGAAAGAGACUCCAAACGGUACGCCGCUGUCUCACGCAAAUGGCGGCAGCCAGUCGAGUUCUUUGUGGCUGUCAGCGCGCUCGAUGGAGCAAAUCAAGCAGCAGAAGAUCCUGCAAAAAGAGAAGGAGCGCACAGAUGAGUUGGAAGCUUUGAAACGUCGUGAGAGUGAACAGCGCGAGAAGGAGAAGGAGCGCGAACAGGCUGAGCGGCGAAAACACGAGAAAGAGCAGUUGGUAAAGCUGGCUGAGGAAAAACGCCUUCGAGAGGAGCGUGUGCGCGAUGCGGAGCGUGUGCGUGAUGCCGAGCGCGUGCGUCUGGCCCAGCUUGCAGUGGAACGUGAGAAGCUGGUGCGAGACGACGAAGUCGAGCUGCACGACGUGACGCUGAGCGAGGACUUAGACGCAUUUAGCUCAUCCUCAUUUUUGUAG
Molecule: messenger RNA, 2862 nt
Organism: Hyaloperonospora brassicae
Lineage: Eukaryota; Oomycota; Peronosporomycetes; Peronosporales; Peronosporaceae
Source: the annotation of a GenBank genome assembly